AUUUAUUUAAAUCUUUUAAAUGAAUCAACUCAAAAAUGCUGUUCUGUCCAACCUGCGGUAAUUUGCUUCUCGUUGAGGAAAGUGCCACCUGUUUGCGAUUUUCAUGCAGCACUUGUCCAUACAUUUCGAAUAUCAAACGUAAAAUUUCUACUCGAAUUUAUCCCAAAUUAAAGGAAGUGGACCAUGUAAUGGGUGGAUCGGCUGCAUGGGAGAAUGUUGAUUCAACCGAUGCUGUAUGUCCAUCGUGUUCGCACCGACGAGCCUAUUUUAUGCAAAUGCAAAUAAGAUCUGCCGAUGAGCCGAUGACUACGUUUUAUAAGUGCUGUAACAACAAAUGUGGCCACAAUUGGCGUGAUUAAGUGAACGAAAGAAUGGACAUAAACUAUGUUAAUAGACAAAGGUUUGAAAUUAGUUAGAAUAUAUUUUGGGCGCAAGAUGAGCGACUUACAAGAACUAUCAGUGAAUCAGAUCAAAUUUAUCGAAUCGUGCGACUCGAAAAUUCAAAUGGACAAUUUAAUUGUGAAGUGUUCGGACAAACAUGCAGUGAAAAUAGCAGCACAAAAGCUACGAGUUGGUGGUGUGAUUGCUAUACCGACCGAUACCGUUUACGGCCUAGCGUGUAAUGCUAAUAAUCGUCAAGCUAUUCGCGAACUGUAUGAAAUUAAAGGUCGUAAUGAAUGCAAACCCGUUGCCAUUUGUGUACCAACAAUAAACGAUUUGCGACACUGGAGCGAAGCAUCACAUUUAGCAAAUGAUUUGCUGGAAAAACUGUUACCCGGCGCCGUCACAAUCGUUUUGAAACGAUCGAAAAACUUAGACAAUCCGUACCUCAACAAUGGCAUCGAAAAAAUCGGCAUUCGAAUUCCGAAAUUUGAGUUUAUACA
Bradysia coprophila is the source of this 884-nucleotide messenger RNA. RefSeq names its product RNA polymerase III subunit K (gene Polr3K). Lineage: Eukaryota; Metazoa; Arthropoda; Insecta; Diptera; Sciaridae. Gene Ontology annotation, biological process: termination of RNA polymerase III transcription; DNA-templated transcription. Gene Ontology annotation, cellular component: RNA polymerase III complex. The record is from RefSeq and is a predicted model, not a curated record. Gene Ontology annotation, molecular function: nucleic acid binding; zinc ion binding.